This is a messenger RNA of Botrytis deweyae, 3453 nucleotides long. RefSeq lists its product as uncharacterized. Gene Ontology annotation, molecular function: protein binding; ADP binding. Bases 1 to 3453 code for a protein of 1150 amino acids. The transcript has 3 exons. NCBI's taxonomy places the organism in Eukaryota, Fungi, Ascomycota, Leotiomycetes, Helotiales, Sclerotiniaceae. The record is from RefSeq and is a predicted model, not a curated record.
AUGGAAAUUAAACUCAUUGCGGAGCCAGAAUCACCAAAUGUCGAUUUAGUGGCUGUCCAUGGUCUCUGCGAAUCAUCAUCUGAGACUUGGAUGAACCCGCAAAAGCAUAAAGCUUGGCUUCGAGACCCAGUUCUAUUCCCAUACCACACUCUCCGAACUCGAGUCUUAUCCUUCGAAUAUGAUCCGAGCCGCUUUACAAUUCCUGGAAGGGGAGGAACUAUAUCAAAUGGCAUCUUAGAUCUCGCAACGAAUCUCAUCGCCGAGCUUGACUCGUACAGACAAGCAAAUGAUGGUGCGGAACAUGCACAUCGUCCUAUCAUCUUUAUAUGUCACGGAUUUGGUGGUCUCUUGGUAAAGCGAGCUCUUGCUUUAUCAUGGAGCAAAACGAAGUCUGGAGUUUCACAUCUUCGAGCCAUCUAUAUAUCAACUCAUGGUAUCUUAUUCAUGGGAACUCCCCACAAUGGCCUAGAUGAAACUUUGAUACUGAACUCGGGGAUUGACAAAUAUCCUGGCCCUAGUCAAUUCAUGCUCAACCUUCUCACUGGCUCGGAUACUAUUAAAGAAAUCACAGAUUUGUUUGCUCCAUUGGCCAAGAGAUUUGCCAUUUACAACUUCUGGGAGGGACUAGAAGCCUUUUUUGAUGACCAAGCACAACAACCAGUUUAUAUUGUAGAUGCGCUAUCAGCUGCGCCAAUCUGGGAACAAGUUGAUAAAUGUGGAAUAAUGGCAAACCACUCAGGGAUGGUCAAGUUCAGUAAAAAGAGCGAUCCUGGGUAUAUUGUCGUCUACCAGGCUCUUGAAAAGUAUAUCAAGGCUGCUCCACGAGUGGUAAGUAGAAGAUGGGAGCAAGAAAUGGAGCGAGUUAUCGCGGAGCGCAAACAGGAGGCGGAUGAUCUUCUUCAAGAAAUACCUUCCUCGCCUUCACAAAUCCAAGCGAUUGAACCGUAUAUCAAUGUGCACUAUAUGGUACAUCGUUGUUCUAGUAGUUAUUUUGUAGGUAGAACAGGUCAAGCAGACAAGGUGAAGGAGAUGUUUGGUGACAUUACAACAAACCCUCGCUCCAAACAUAAAAUAUUAGUAAUUCAUGGACUUGGUGGCUCUGGCAAGACACAAUUUUCGCUGAAAUAUAUAGAGAACAAUCGUCACAGGUAUUGGGGAAUUUUUUGGAUUGACUGUAGCAACGAAUCAGCUGCGGAGAAGGGUUUUGCUUCCCUUGGGGAGAAUGCACAAAAAGCGUCUUCACUUGAAGCGGGCAUGCAUUGGUUGUCGAACCAAUCGACAUCAUGGCUUCUCGUCCUCGAUAAUGCAGAUGAUCCAGAAAUGGAUCUGUCUAGAUUUUUCCCUGCUGGCGGCAAUGGCCACAUAUUGGUGACGACACGCAACCCUGGUGUAAGGAUUCAUAACACGGUUGGGUAUCUUAAGUUUCAGGGAAUGGAUCCAGAGGAAGCAAUUACAUUACUUCUCAAGCUAGCUUACCCCGAAAAGGAACCCAAAUUCCCUCUGGCCCCGCAAAAUCGACAAAUGGCUGAGGGAAUCGCUUCUGAAUUAGGUUAUCUAGCACUCGCUCUUACUCAUGCUGGCGCUACAAUUCGUCAGAAUAUAUUCACACUGGAAAGGUAUUUGAAAUACUACCUUGGCCACCGCAGGAACAUGAUUCGCUCUCGUUCAGUCAACAGCUGCACAGAUGCUAACAUUAUAUCAACCUGGGAAAUUCCAUUUGAACGGAUUGCAAGCAAGAAUUCACUUGCCCACAAAGAUGCUGUGGAAUUGAUACAACUUUUUGCUUUCAUGCAUUUCGAUUCUAUCCCAGAGCAAUUACUGCAGAGAUCUUCGGAUAGUAUAAGGAAAUUGAAAAGUUCCCUCGCUAUUUACCCAGCUAUUCUUAAGGUCAAAUCGAUGUGGAAUGAAGAUUCCCAAAUUCGAUUUCGCUUAGCAAUGAAUGUUCUGUACGACCAUUCAAUCAUUGAUAAUGACCACGAAAAAAAAGUCUGCUCUUUACAUCCGGUUGUCCAUCGUUGGGCUAGGGAUCGACUUAACGAUACGCAGCAGAAAGACUGGCUGGGAUGUGCGAGUUCAAUCCUAGCCCAUUCAAUCUCGUCAAAUUUCGAGAUGUCGGAAAGGAAGUUCAGGAAGCAACUUUUGCCUCAUAUUAGUUCUUGUAUCAGUGCCUUAAAAGAUAUGUAUGGAUCUCUUCCAAACAACAUCGAGCAAGCCGCAGAAUUGGAGAAAUUUGCUCUAGUCUACGCAGAGAACGGGCAGUGGAAGCAUGCCAAGCCACUUCAGGAGAAGGUUGUAAGGUUCCGGGUCAAAGUGCUGGGUAAUCAACACCACUCGACCCUUCAAGGGCAGCGAAAUCUUGCAAGUAUGCACUGGGAUCUUUUCGAAGUACAACAAGCCUUGCGACUCCAGUCACAAAUACUCCGAGCUCAGUGGCGAUCACGCCCUUCGAUCUUUUCUUGGAUAAAAUGUCCUUUGAAUCCAAUACAUACUUCAUAUUGUGUUGCUCUUGACGAAUUCACUCGCACUUUGUGGCUCAGCGGGCAGCGAGAAAAAUCACGUCAGACUGGGCAGCGUGCAGUAUAUGGACUCACGAAAGUACUGGGACAUGAUGAUCCACAAAGUCUGAACGCCAUGUUCAAUCUAGCACGAACAUAUUUACAUCUUGGCGAAUUUGAGAAAAGUCAAGAGCUGCUUGCGCAGGUUGUUCAAAAGAGGGAACACUGGUUUGGAAAGGAACAUCCUGAUACGUUAAUGGCGCGGAACGAGAAAGCUAUGAUCUCAGUUAUAUUGAAGCAGGACUUGCUUACAGCGGAGAGUGAAAUUUCCGAUGUUCUUAAGGCGCGGAAGCAGACUUUGGGAGAAGAGCAUGCGUACACCUUGUGGUCAGUGAAUGAUCUAUCCAAAGUCUACUGUGCAACCGGUCGCUGGGGCGAGGCAGUCAAGAAUUUGCAAGAUAUUCUACCAGUUGUGGCACGUACUUUGGGAGAGACACAUGUCGGGAUGAUAAUGACGAAAUCCAAUUUAGCACGCGCAUAUAUUGGAUGCAACAGAUGGACCGAUGCAAGAAACAUCAUUCAGCCAUUACUGAGUGAAGUUCCAUCCCAACAUCCAGAUUGGUUUCAUAUCAAUCAAGAAUACAUCUCUAUUCUACUGCGCCUCGAUGAUAUGGACGGAGCCGAACGCAGUUGUAACGCGGUGCUUGAUAACCUAGUUCGAUACUCUACGUUUGGACUAGCGCAUCCAUAUACCUUAAGCAUUGCGAAACAACUCGAGAAGAUCUACAAAACGCAAUGGCGUUACGAAGAUAGCGAUAAACUGAUCCAGAGAUUUCCUUCGCUGAAAAGAUCUUCGCAUCCGAACAAGAAUCUUCCUUCCAACCCCGAUUUGCUCCCUGGUACGAAAACUAUCUCGACACCAACGAAUCGCAAAAUCUAUCACUCCAAGACCUUUUAA